Molecule: messenger RNA, 1101 nt
Organism: Lachnellula hyalina
Lineage: Eukaryota; Fungi; Ascomycota; Leotiomycetes; Helotiales; Lachnaceae
Product: Trans-enoyl reductase
Exons: 3
Coding region: 1-1101 (366 amino acids)
Molecular function (GO): oxidoreductase activity, acting on NAD(P)H
Source: RefSeq, a predicted model, not a curated record
AUGAGGGUAGCAUUACCAGCGGCGAAACUUUGGCAAACCCUUCUACGACCGAAUCGACUUAACCAGCAGAAUGCGGUUCUGUUUCGGAAAUCAUUUCCAGCUAACGGGCCACGUAGACUGAUAUCAUAUGAAAUGAAAGAACUUUUAAUAAAAGCUGGACCGAAAGUAACGGUAAUCAAUUCGCCUAUCCCUACUCCAAACAAAGAUCAAGUUGUUAUCAAAGUCGUUGCCGUUGGAUCUAAUCCCAAAGACUGGAAGCGUCCUGAAUGGCGUGGUAAUGUUAUCAAUCAAGGGGAUGAUGUGGCGGGGUAUGUUCACGCUGUGGGAGAGAACGUCACCGAGUUCAAGCCUGGAGAUCGUGUUGCGGCGUUCCAUGAGAUGGGCGGCCCAGGGGGUGGAUUAGCUGCAAUGACGGCAGCAAUGGCUCUUUUCUCUCGCCUCCCGCUGCCCAUGCCCUGGUCACCAGCCAAAAAGCCAACACCACUCAUCAUAUAUGGCGCAUCCUCCGCCGUAGGUUGCUUCGCAAUCCAGCUCGCCAAACGUGCCAACAUCCACCCUUUGCUCUGCGUUGCCGGAAAAGGUGCAUCGCACGUCGAGACAUUGAUUGACCGAUCCAAAGGGGAUACGAUUAUUGACUAUCGACAAGGACCGAAUGCCGUGGCUCAAGGCUUCAGAGACGCUCUUCGAGCCAAUGGUUUACAGGAGGUCAAGUACGGCUUUGAUGUCAUCAGUGGGAACGAGAGCUGGAAACCGAUGGUUAAGGUUAUGGAUCCACAUGGUGCAAUUACUCUCCUGCUGCCAUAUCCUGAGAGCGACAUUCCGCAAACGAUGAGCCAUGUACGCACUGCUGUUGGGGGCUCACAUGGGGGACCUGGGACUCGUGAUUAUGACCCGGACUUGGCAUAUGUUUUCUUCCGCUUGUUUGCCAAAGGACUUGCCGAUGGAUGGUUCAAGGGACAUCCGUAUGAGAUUAGGAAAGGAGGGCUCGAUGGAGUGGAGGGUGCGCUAGCUGAUUUGAAGGCUGGGAAAGCUAGUGCGGUGAAAUACGUUUUCAGAGUUGAAGAUACCCCGGGCUUAGGAAGAAAGGAUGGAACAGAGUGA